AUGGAGUUCCAGGCCCUGGGAGUUCCAGGCCCAAAACCGAACUUGAUUUGGGGAAACUUCUUGGAGUACUACCAAGACGAUCGAUACAAAGUUAUUGGAAAGUGGCUGAAGAAGUACGGAGAUGUCUUUGGGUUCUACAACGGUGACGUUCCUUUCUUGGUCGUCAAUGACCUUGAGUUUCUGGAAUACGUUUUCGUGAGGAAGUUCGGGAACUUUGUGGACCGCGGCCUGACCAUGUUGACCGACCAAAUGCACCCUAUUCUGGGCAAGAGCAUAUUGCACGCCAAGGGCAACGACUGGAAAAGCAUCCGCAGUUCGGUCAAUUACGGCCUCAGCGCUGCAAAGAUCAAAAUGAUGAUGCCAGAAGUUUGCAAGAGUGCAGAUCUCUUUCUCGAGAGGAUGGAGAAACUCGCCAACGACGAGGUGCACUCGUACGACGAGUACCAGCUCCUGUCCAUGGAUUACACGGCGCGCGGCGCGUUUGGCGUCGACACAGUCUUCCAGCUCGAACCUCACCACCCUCUUCUUACGAUCGCCAAGGGCGUGCUGGACGGAGUCAUGACUGGACCUCUGCACAUGAUCGCGCACUGUACCACAGCCCUUGGUGACAUCAUGAAACCAUUCUAUUUUCUCGUGGCCUCAUUUGGCGAGUUCACCUUCAAGAACUUGGGCGAGGAAACGUCAAAGGUAGUCGAACUGCGUAGAAAAAACCCCUCGAAAAACUCUGUCAUUCUCUCUGCUUUGGGAGUGACAAUGCAUACAUCUGCAGUGGGCGAAGCUACUGGAGAACUUUAUUGCGAUUUUUUUCUUUUUUUUUUACCAACAGCUCCGAAUAGAGGCCGGCAUCUGAGUAAUGAGGAAGUGUUUAUGACAGCAACCACGCUGUUCAUGGCGGGCUUCGACACAACCGGGACUGCCUUGAGCUACACGACUUUCUUUAUUGCCAAACACAAGGAAGUGCAAGAAAAAGUGCGACAAGAAGUAAGAAGUGCACUGGCUGAUGGCACCAGUGUUGAUUACGAGAUUGUUACCAGGAAACUGAAAUAUCUGCAGCAGGUCGUCGACGAGUCACUGCGGCUACUGCCACCUGCUCUUAUAUUCACAACGAGGCGGGCCAAAGAAGACUUCGAGUACAACGGAUUGAGAUUCAAAGCGGGAACGUGCGUGAUGUCACCGACGUAUCAAGUUCACACUGACUCUCGGUACUGGCCGGACCCUUUGGUGUUUGACCCCAACAGGUUUUCGGCCGAGAACGAGACCGCUAUUCCAAAAAUGGCGCAUCAGCCUUUCGGCCUGGGCCCCCGUCGCUGCGUUGGCAUGCGCAUGGCCUUGACGAACAUCAAGUACACGUUGGCAAGAAUUUUAACCAAGUUCACACUCGAACUGGGAGAAAAACAGGAGGGAAGGACCGCAAAUGUGUCCUCGCACUCGAGAAGUGCUUGA
This is a messenger RNA of Dermacentor albipictus, 1443 nucleotides long. The record is from RefSeq and is a predicted model, not a curated record. NCBI's taxonomy places the organism in Eukaryota, Metazoa, Arthropoda, Arachnida, Ixodida, Ixodidae.